CUGGGUUCCGGACUCGCGGGGUAGGUGUCACGUGGUGGGCGCACGGCCGGUGGGUCUCGGACUCUGGCCGUGGCGGCAGCAGCGUGGGGCCUCAGGGUCGCUGGGCUGGUGUGCGGGACCCUGUUCCGGCAACUUUGAACCAGCGCGACGAUGGCAGAAGUCAAUGGGACUCACAAGGAUGCUGACCUGUGGUCCUCACAUAAUAAAAUGCUGGCGCAGCCCCUGAAAGACGGCGACACUGAGGUUUACGACAUCAUCAAGAAAGAGAGUAACCGGCAGAGGGUCGGGCUGGAGCUGAUCGCCUCAGAGAAUUUCGCCAGCCGGGCAGUUUUGGAGGCCCUAGGCUCUUGCUUAAAUAACAAGUACUCUGAGGGAUACCCAGGCCAGAGGUAUUAUGGCGGGACCGAGUUCAUCGAUGAGCUGGAAAUCCUCUGUCAAAAGCGAGCGCUGCAGGUCUAUGGUCUGGAUCCCAAGAGCUGGGGGGUCAAUGUCCAGCCCUACUCAGGCUCCCCUGCCAACUUCGCGGUGUACACCGCCCUAGUGGAGCCGCACGGGCGCAUCAUGGGCCUGGACCUGCCCGACGGUGGCCACCUGACCCACGGGUUCAUGACAGACAAGAAGAAAAUCUCUGCCACGUCCAUCUUUUUUGAGUCUAUGCCCUAUAAGGUGAACCCAGACACUGGCUACAUCAACUAUGACCAACUGGAGGAAAACGCCCGCCUCUUCCACCCGAAGCUCAUUAUCGCAGGAACCAGCUGCUAUUCCCGAAACCUGGACUACGCUCGACUGAGGAAGAUUGCAGACGAGAAUGGGGCGUAUCUCAUGGCGGACAUGGCGCACAUUAGCGGGCUGGUGGCAGCUGGUGUGGUGCCCUCACCCUUUGAGCACUGCCACGUGGUGUCCACCACCACCCACAAAACCCUGAGAGGCUGCCGAGCCGGCAUGAUCUUCUACAGGAAAGGAGUGCGCAGCGUGGAUCCCAAGACGGGUAAAGAGACUCUGUACAACCUAGAGUCGCUCAUCAACUCUGCCGUGUUCCCAGGCCUGCAGGGUGGUCCCCACAACCACGCCAUUGCUGGGGUCGCUGUGGCUCUGAAGCAGGCUCUGACUCCCGAGUUCAGACUUUACCAGCGACAGGUGGUGGCCAACUGCCAGGUGCUGGCGCAGACCCUGAUGGAGCUGGGCUACAAAGUGGUAACAGGUGGUUCUGACAACCAUUUGAUCCUCGUGGAUCUCCGUUCCAAAGGCACAGAUGGCGGAAGGGCUGAGAAGGUUCUAGAAGCCUGUUCUAUUGCCUGUAAUAAGAACACCUGUCCAGGUGACAAAAGUGCACUGCGGCCCAGUGGACUGCGUCUGGGGACUCCAGCCCUGACAUCGAGAGGACUAUUGGAAAAAGAGUUCCAGAAAGUAGCCCAGUUUAUUCACCGAGGAAUAGAACUGACUUUGCAGAUACAGAAUGACAUUGGGGCCAAGGCCACCCUGAAGGAGUUCAGAGAGAAACUGGCAGGGGACGAGAAGCACCAACGGGCCAUCAGGGUGCUUAGGGAGGAAGUGGAGAGCUUUGCGUCUCUAUUCCCUCUGCCUGGCCUGCCUGAGUUCUAGAGGAGCUGCCCGCCUGCCCACACCUGCCCAGGAACCUGGUGUCCUUCUGAGUCGAGACGAAGACUGGCCCCAUGCAGGACCCAGCUGCAUCAACUUCUCCAUGCCCUCUGAGGGGGUUUCUUUUUGGGCUUUCCUCAAAUUAACCUCCUUCAUGAAUUCAUGAAUCAAAAUUUGUUUUUAAGACCCACUGUUAGUAACUUAGUAAUUUUGGGACGUUUUCAAGGUGUUUACAUCUGACCCUUUCUCUCAGUUGUAUAAAUAGUUCUUAUGGAAAAAUGAAAUACUUAGACUGGGUUCAGGGUAAGCGACUGGAAAGACCUCAGUAGGUGUACUCACCCUUCUCUGAGUUACUGGGUUCCCCCACACUGCGAUAGACAACCACUCAAAUUCAGAGCUGCCCCUUCUUGGUAUCUUACUACGUGGAGGGCUGCCAAAGUAGGACUGACUGACAGCUGUCAAAACUGAGAAAUUUUGAAGCUUCUGGUGAGUUCUACAAGGUGCUGCCCAGUAUGGUAGGAGUUUCUCCACAGCGGCUCGGGACAUUGUGGAAACAGCUUCCUUCACCCCCCACCCCUGGGGGCGGGGGUUGCUAGGUCUUAUAGGGUGAGAACCAGCGGUGGCGGCAGUGGGGGGGGUUCCCUGCCCUGUGCAGGAUAACCAGCUCCCUCCUAUAAUCAGGAAACCAAAUGUCACCUUCCCAGAGAAACUUUAUUUUUCACAAAGCUGAAGUGCAAAACAUAGAUGACCAUUUUUAAUAAUAAGCACAAUCAAAUUUGUAACCACAGAAUGUCUACAAGAAUUAUAGCUUUAAAAAAUACAACCAAUUUUUAUAUUUCAAAAAUAUCUGAACUCAAAUAAAUUAAUUUCUUAAAAAGUA
Mustela lutreola (European mink) is the source of this 2479-nucleotide messenger RNA. It is a transcript of the gene SHMT1, whose product is annotated as serine hydroxymethyltransferase 1. The record is from RefSeq and is a predicted model, not a curated record. Gene Ontology annotation, molecular function: protein homodimerization activity; glycine hydroxymethyltransferase activity; cobalt ion binding. Gene Ontology annotation, cellular component: nucleus; cytosol; cytoplasm. Bases 151 to 1602 code for a protein of 483 amino acids. Gene Ontology annotation, biological process: L-serine catabolic process; purine nucleobase biosynthetic process; protein homotetramerization. The transcript is spliced from 12 exons. NCBI's taxonomy places the organism in Eukaryota, Metazoa, Chordata, Mammalia, Carnivora, Mustelidae.